Molecule: messenger RNA, 1730 nt
Organism: Engraulis encrasicolus (European anchovy)
Lineage: Eukaryota; Metazoa; Chordata; Actinopteri; Clupeiformes; Engraulidae
Exons: 8
Coding region: 111-1358 (415 amino acids)
Source: RefSeq, a predicted model, not a curated record
UAUAACACACCGCAGCAGUGAGCUGACCAUCUGCAUCUCUACACAGACCUGCUGUCUAGAGUCCCCCUGUUCCUCUUUUCAACCAGCCGUUCAGCCUCGUCUGGGAAAACAUGGCUCAAAGCAAAGAGGUGACCAGCUUUUCAUCAGCGAUUUCUCCGAGUUUCACGACGGACCUGAUGCCUGCUGCGGAGAGGACUGCCCUGCUGUUCCAGCUGUGUUACCUCUACCUGGCCGGAUACCCGGAACUAGAGCAGUUGAUCAGAGAGAGAGCCGUGAACACCAGACUGCUGUUCGUGUCGUCAGAGAGAGUCAUGUUCAAGUGUCUGUGCACCAGUGACAACCUGGUGAAGUCCCUCUUCCCCAUUCUCAAAGUAGCCGUGCAGAAGAACAAGACGGAGAUAGCCAAGACGUAUUUGCAGAAGGCCCAGGGCUGGAUAACAGAGAUCAUCGAAGCUGCGGAGGAAAUGGUGGAAGGGUACAAGAAAGAAAACGUGGCCUUGAGCAACACCACGACCACCAUCUACAAGAAAAAGGAAGAAAAAGAAAGGACCUCAAACCAGAUGAGGGAUAUUGACAGGCGAAUUGAAGAAUUCAAAAGUCAGAUGCAAACCAUUAAAAAUGACAUGAACACCAAACAACAGCACAUAAACCAGGCAACCUCCAAACGCGACAGCCACAUUUCCUAUAUGGCUUCGUGUGACAAAGAGUUUGCGGCCAGAAGGAAAUUCACAUUCGGCUGGUGGAUCUCCUGGAGCUCUGGACCGUCCGACUCAGACGUGGCCCAGACACACAACUCCAACAGACAAAUCCUGAAACAGCUACAUGAUGGGGUGCAGAGACACAUGGCAGAGAUGGACGGCCUGAAGAGGAGAGAGCAGCAGCUGCAGAAUGACAUGAUGGCCAAAAAGAUGGAGCGCAUGGACAUAGAACUGAGACAUGGCUCAAUUCCCUCUCCGGAGCACCUGGAGGAAGUGAAGCAUUGCCUGGUCAGGAUCCAGGACGUUCUGAUGCUGAUCUUGAGGUUCUGGAAUCAUGUUGCAGAGAUGUUGAAGAAGCUGGAAAAGGACACGUUUAUUGGCAGAGACCUGAUGGACGACCUUGAAGACUUCAAGGAAAUCUUUGUGGAUUCUAUAACUGAAGCUGAGAAGGCUUGGCAGGCAUUUGGCCAGUCUUGCAUGAAGUCCCAAGAAGUGUUUGAUGUCCAAUCCAAGGAGGGCUAUAAAUUCCUGGAGAUUAACCCCUCGACUCUCUCUGAUGCCGACAAGAGGAAGCAGAUUUGCGAUGUGAAUGAGAGGCUGAAGGAGAUUGGCCAGGACGCAGCUCAGCCAGAGUUACCUGCUACUGGUGGCACUGAGUAGACUGCACUGGGUGUCUCUCUGACUGAUAAUACUGUGUAUCACUCAUAACGCUGCAUGAGAAGUGCACUGUUCUAAAGUUUUGUGAUCAUUGAAUGAUGGAAUGAUCACUCCAAUGAUUUAUUGAUGUGAAUGCAGUAUGAUACUCAGAUGAUUAACACUUUUCAUUAUUCCUGGAUAAUUUGUUAUAUGGUUGUCAAUUACAAUUUAAAGACUAAUUUUCUCAUUGUAAGAUUUAAAGAUUAUCGAAUACUAGAACAUCAUAAGUACAUUAUUUACUUCUGCAUUUUUGUUUGUUACUUAACAUCAAGCAACUGCAUCAAUCAUGUCAUUUGCUGAUUACAUAACAACUAAAAUAAAGUUUAACCAUUUUCA